Messenger RNA from Loxodonta africana (African savanna elephant), 1120 nucleotides. RefSeq names its product ribonuclease H1 (gene RNASEH1). The record is from RefSeq and is a predicted model, not a curated record. The coding region runs from base 85 to 900 and encodes 271 amino acids. The transcript has 8 exons. Lineage: Eukaryota; Metazoa; Chordata; Mammalia; Proboscidea; Elephantidae. Gene Ontology annotation, molecular function: RNA-DNA hybrid ribonuclease activity; nucleic acid binding; magnesium ion binding. Gene Ontology annotation, biological process: DNA replication, removal of RNA primer.
CCGCCGGAAGUUUGUGUGUCAUUUCCAAGUGGCUCGGGUGUGAACCCCGGGUCCAAAAUGCUUCUCCCUCCACAGGAGUGAGAAAUGACCAAGCUUUUCUCUCUUGCUCACAGAGUCGCUUUGGCCACUGUGAGCUACAGUCGCUGCGGCUGUGGGGGGUUCGGGAUGUUCUAUGCCGUGAGAAGGGGCCGCAAGACCGGGGUUUUUCUUACUUGGAAUGAAUGUAGAACACAGGUGGACCGGUUUCCUGCUGCCAGAUUUAAGAAGUUUGCUACUGAAGAUGAGGCCUGGGCCUUUGUCAGGAGCUCUGUAAGCCCUGAUGGUUCAGAAGGACAGAAAAAUAAACAUGUGCAAGAACCUCAGGCGAAAGCAAACAAGCGGCCUCGUGAGUCACUGGAUAAAGAAGAAGGUGAAGACGCAGAGUCGUGUAUGAAGCACGUAAAACGAAGAGAAUUCGUGGUUGUGUACACUGACGGCUGCUGCUCCAGUAACGGACGGAAAAGGGCACGAGCAGGAAUUGGUGUUUAUUGGGGGCCAGGCCAUCCUUUAAAUGUAGGCAUUCGACUUCCCGGGCGACAAACAAACCAAAGAGCAGAAAUUCAUGCAGCCUGCAGAGCCAUCAAACAAGCAAAGGCUCAAAACAUCAAUAAGUUGGUUCUCUAUACAGACAGUAUGUUUACUAUAAAUGGUAUAACUAACUGGGUUCCAGGUUGGAAGAAAAAUGGAUGGCGAACAAGCACAGGGAAAGAGGUAAUCAACAAAGAGGACUUUGUUGAGCUUGACAGACUUAUCCAGGGCAUGGAUAUUCAGUGGAUGCAUGUUCCAGGUCAUUCGGGAUUUAUAGGCAAUGAAGAAGCUGAUAGAUUAGCAAGAGAAGGAGCUAAGCAAUCUGAAGGCUGAACAAAGCAAUUUUAAUACGUGGAAACCUGCGUCAGUGGCCGUUUCGUUACUUAUUGAUGUGAAAAAUAAAAGACCAUAGGAUGGAGUGUUGCAAUAAAUGCCACAGGCACAGUUUUUGAACUAAAUCGGAAAGGCUGUGUGGCUUUCUGUGAAAUACAGCUGGAAUAAAAGUGGUUAGAUGUGUAAUAAAUUGGCCAUCCUUUGAGAUGUCAGAAUUAUG